Messenger RNA from Symbiodinium necroappetens, 3228 nucleotides. Lineage: Eukaryota; Dinophyceae; Suessiales; Symbiodiniaceae. The record is from the annotation of a GenBank genome assembly.
AUGCGCCAGCAUGUGCGUCACUUGAUCCCAAAGUCCGAAGCCUUGCAUCUUCAACAGGCCGUGUCUACGCAAGUGGGCGGGCAGCUUGGCGACUACUCUGCGACUGUGUCCGGGAUCGAAGGCUGCAACCCACCAGAGAGCUGCGGCUGGAGGCUUGCUCUUGUGGAGUCGGCACCUCCUUCCCGGAUCGUUGCCAUCCUUCAAACGUCCCUGGAGACAAACCCCAACCGCGCGACGGAGCUGACGCUGCGCUCUUCGGAGUUCCGGGGCCAGGAUCUCGUGAAAGGGAGAACCUACGAGAUCGCCCUUCUGCAGCUUGGCACCCCUGCAGAGAUGGACAACUUCGAGCUGCAACCUGCGGCUGACCUGCAGCAGGCAGAGCUUGACGGUGUGAAGAUGGCAUACUCCAAUGAGUUCAUCGCCGACGCUCCUCCUCUUGCGGGCACGGUGGCUCCCAACCCCUUGUCUGGGACGGCGGUCACGACGCAAUUCACGGUGACGGCCACGGGUUGGGUGGAUGAGGACCUGGCAAGCCUGACGUAUGCCUUCUACACCUUUCCGCUCACACAGAACCUGUCUGUGGCUCCGGAUGGAGGACUUACCGUGGAUGGAGGAUUCCAGCCUCCCGAGGUGGAAUGGCGGGACAGCACGAGUCCUAUCCAUUGGUCGAAGCUGGGUGGAACGUUUCAAAUCAAUGUGUCAGAUCCCGAAUCCAACUGGCAAGUUUCCAUGGGAGCUGGCUCCUACUUCACGGCCGUGGUGGUCAGGGAUGUUUUAGGAGCCAUCUCUGCAUCCUUUGCUUUGGGACCCCUGGUGGAAGUUCCGCAAGGCGGGCUCACAGUGGAGCAAGCGUCGGCCGCUAUCGAUAGUGCCGUGGCCAGUGCUGUGGAAAGCGGCGAUGCCGGUGCGAUCAUGGGGAUGUUGGACGCGCUCGUGUCUGUGCCGAUCGCCGCGAACUCCAGCGAGGAACUGAAUGCGGCCAAGAAGGCAGCUCAGGAUCAGCAGCUCGAGGCACUCAAGACAGCUUCCACCAUAGUCGACACAGAUGCCGGAAGCUUGCAGCGAUUCGGUGGGGUGCUCACGGAGGUCCUGUCGUCCGGAAGCGAGUCUGGAACCGCGGACGUGGAAUCGGCCGCCAAGGCAUCGGAAGUCUUGUCGAGCGUCCUGGAUGCAGCAGUGGGUGCCGAAGGCGUGGAUGCUGCCGCAGGCAGUGCCUUGCUCAGCAGCAUCGCUGCCGUUGGAGACAGCUAUGCUGCAGCUACGACUGAGAUGGACGAGACUUCAGCCACAGUGCGUGCGGCAGAGCUGGCCGUCAUGACGUCGAAGCUGGGAAACGCAGCCCUGGCUACAACACCCGUGGGCGGUUCCUCCACAAUGAGCUCAGUGGACGCGAGCGGCAAGGGCCUGGAAAUCAACGUGAACAAGGAGAGCGUCCAGGAAGCGCAGUCCAACGGAGUCGCAGCAGAUGGUGUCGAGAUCCCUCCUGCUGCCGUCGGAAGCUUCGCGGGUCGACGUUUGCAAAGUAGUUCUUGCGAUACUUUGGCGGUGCAGCAGACGGACUGGGUCCUCAGCAAUCCAUACAGCUACUUGAAUAGCAGCUUGGGCAUCAACCGGUAUGUGCUGCCGAACGCAACGGUGAAAGUGCUGGAGAUCAAAGCCUGCGACACCAUUGUCGUAGAGCAAGAUCUCAAUCCACCCGUCGACCUGACCCUGCCACUGCCCCAGCUGCCGCUGGUCCCGGCACCCACAGGCUUCACCUACGAGCCUGUUUGUGCACGCCUGGGCACCUCGGAGCAGGAUCCGGAUUGGUCGAUGGAUGUCACAUCCUGGGUGCUUCCAACCAGCUAUGGAGCCACCGAGAUAAAGUGCCAGGCUACCACAGCCGGUGGCGCCUAUGUGGGCAUAUACGUACCCAUGCCGCUGGCAGGCACAUCGACCACUGCAACCAAGACGGUUUCCCAGACCUCAACAACAACUUUCACUGUUUUCACCACCACGAAUGCGCCCUCGGAUGCCGGCCUGAUCGUGGGAACCAGUCUCGCUGCGGUUGCUUUCGUUGUAGUCAUCGGUCUCUGUGCUUGGCAGCUACACGCCGGGAACGUGAAGGUCAAUGUCCCCGAUACGAAGGCUACCUGCCAACGCAUGGCCGAUUCCGUCAAGAGCUCCGUCAAGUCCGCCCGUGUCGCCGUUGCUGUACCCUUCGAAAGGGGCGAACCGAAGGUCGCGUGGGAAGGACGGGAAGGAGCUCCCCAGGAGCCUGCGCCGUCGAGCCAGGAGGUCAAGCAGGCCAAGUCAGAUGCAGAGGAGCAUUUCUGGGACUGGGCGAAGGACGUGGCCUCGGCCUCGGGCUCCGGCCCCGGCUCCGGCGCGGCUACGGAGCUCCCGCGGGGGCCCUCCUAUGGCCUGGGCCAAAGCAUGGGAAGCGCGGGACCUGCCAUCCCAAGACCGCUCUACCCGGCAAAGAAGGCGGAGGAGAAGGAGGAGUACUUCCAAAGCUUCGCCCAGGAGCUCCGGGACAUCGUCGGUUCGGCGGUUCCCAACAUGAUAGAAGACUCUCCAAGCAGUGCCAACAGCAUACCGAAGACGCCGCCUCCCCCUCCCCCACCGAAGCGGAGUUUGGAUCCUGCCGCUCCACCUCGACCACCCCCCAACCCACCUCCAUGGUCCCGCGAGAAAAAGACCCUGGCAGUUUCACUGCCGCCGCCCCCUGCGGUGGAGAACGCCGAGCGCAUUGAUGUGCGCGUCGACCAAGCUUUCUCGGACUGGGCCAGCGACUUUGCUUUGUGUCUGCCCCCCAGCCCAAGCCAAGCAAAGACGGCCCCACCUCCGCCGCCGCCGCCUCGGCGUUCCCCGCCGCAGAGCAACAACCUGCCACUCCCUCCCCCGAAAAAACCGAGCAGACCAGCUUUGGAGGAGAGAAGAAGCAGUGAUCCCCACGAAAUGAACCAGGUCUCAAGUCUCCGCAGCGCUGCUAUGGCUUCAGAUCCUGCUCCGGCAACACUGCCCAAGCAACCGCCGCCCCCGCCUGCAAUGGACCGACAGACGGAGCGACAGAUGCCCCUGCUGCCGCCGUCCUUAAACACCAGGCCGGGGUCGCAGCUUGCCAUGCCAGUACCGAAGCACCUACCGCUUCAGCUUCCUGCCCGUCCUCCAGGUGCAGUGGACGAUGAUAAUCCCGAUCAGAGAGGCUCCUCGCAAGGUGAGGAGAGCUCUCCGACACCCCGUUAG